This is a messenger RNA of Bufo gargarizans (Asiatic toad), 2881 nucleotides long. It is a transcript of the gene CRISPLD2, whose product is annotated as cysteine rich secretory protein LCCL domain containing 2. Gene Ontology annotation, cellular component: extracellular region. NCBI's taxonomy places the organism in Eukaryota, Metazoa, Chordata, Amphibia, Anura, Bufonidae. The coding region runs from base 256 to 1749 and encodes 497 amino acids. The transcript is spliced from 15 exons. The record is from RefSeq and is a predicted model, not a curated record.
CAGAAUCUUCUUGACACCUAUGUCUUCAUUUCGUCAGAGGGGGAAAAGUUGCCAAGAACAUUGACUUCCAGGAUAUGAGCAGACGUCCCACAAGUAUAAAUAGGAGGGAGCCCUGAGCCCUGGAGCCAGAGCUGAGGAGGCAGCUGAGAUCCCUGGAGCCAGAGCUGAGCACAAGUACAACUCCCAUCCUCUGUGUGGAACAAGACAGACUUGACCUUUCCCAGCACCUCCUGCCCGCUCCUUCUCCUCCUCAUCAUGAGUCUGUGGGUCCUGGCGCUCGGCGCCCUCCUGCUGGUGGAGCAGUGUCACUGCAUGUUCCUGGCUAAUAACACCUUCCUGGAGAACCUCCUGAGCCGAUACCAGGACGGCGCAGCGCACUCCAGGAGCCGAAGAGCCAUAGCCCGGUCCGAUAAGGAGGAAAUCCUGCAACUGCACAACAAGCUGCGAGGACAAGUACACCCAUCAGCCUCCAACAUGGAGUACAUGACGUGGGACGAUGAGCUGGAGAGGUCAUCAGAAGCCUGGGCGCAGCAGUGCAUGUGGGAGCAUGGACCUAGCAACCUGAUCAUGUCCAUCGGACAGAACCUGGCGGUGCACUGGGGCAGGUAUCGAUCGCCAGCAUUUCACGUCCAGUCCUGGUACGACGAGGUGAAAGACUACACAUAUCCGUAUCCCCAUGAGUGUAACCCCUACUGUCCAGAGCGGUGUUCCGGACCCAUGUGCACCCAUUACACCCAGAUUGUCUGGGCCACAACCACUAAAGUGGGCUGCGCGGUGAACAUCUGCAAGAGGAUGAACGUGUGGGGAGAGAUCUGGGAGAACGCCGUCUACCUCGUCUGCAACUAUUCCCCAAAGGGGAACUGGAUUGGUGAAGCCCCUUAUAAGAAUGGCCGGCCAUGCUCCGAGUGCCCACCCAGCUAUGGAGGCAACUGCAAAAAUAACCUCUGCUACAAAGGUGACAAGCGCGCUGGAGCGGCAGAGACUUAUGAGACCAAUGAGAUCGAAUCUCCUCGUGUCCCUGAAGAGACGGUGAUCUGGGUGCAUGAAAAGAUCAACAAGCCAAAAGUUGUGCCAAAAACAACGCAGCCGGCCACCGAGAACCUCAUGACCCAAUUCAUCAAAUGUGAGACAAGGAUGAGGGAUAAGUGUAAAGGAUCCACCUGCAACAGGUAUUUCUGUCCGGCCGGCUGUGCAAACAAGAAGGUGAAGGUCUUUGGGACCCUGUUCUAUGAGAGCAUGUCCAGCCUGUGCAGAGCGGCCAUACAUUAUGGGGUCAUUGACAACAAUGGCGGUCUGGUGGACAUCACCCGGAAGGGGCGGCUGCAGUUCUUUGUCAAGUCCACCAGGAACGGCGUGGAGUCACUGAGUAAAUUCAAACCUGGAAAUUCAUUCAUGGUGUCAAAAGUGACAGUGCAGACAAUUGAUUGUUACUCCACGGUGGCGGAGAUCUGUCCGUACGAGAAGCCGGCGAAGCACUGUCCCAGGUUCUCCUGCCCCAGCCACUGUAAGGAUGAGCCCUCGCACUGGGCGCCCGUCAUCGGCUCGAAUAUUUAUGCAGAUACGUCCAGCAUUUGUCGGACGGCCGUUCACGCCGGUGUCAUUAAAGAUGAGUCCGGGGGAUACGUGGAUGUGAUGCCCGUGGACAGAAAAAAUCAUUAUUUGGGCUCUAAUAAAAACGGGAUCCACUCAGAGAGCAUUAAGAACCGCAAAGAAGGUAAAUCUUUCCGCAUUUUUUCCGUGAAGCAAUAAUAGGAAAUUUAAUGGCGGAAUCUUCACGAACUUUGAGGAGGCCGAACAUCCCCCAUCUUGUCUGACUUCUGGAAUCGGGUCACCUCACAUCUAUCUCCCGAAUGACAUCACCAUAUUCAGCCCUGAGGGGUCAUACGGCGUCCGGACCUGGAUUCCGGGACAUUAUAGGACAGUGCACAGAAGUGUGCGUCCACCGGAGCCCCUCCCACAACUCUGUGGCGACCACUCCGCGUCCUCCGCCAUUCGAUAAAGAACUUAAAGCCAAAUAUUGGGCAGGGGUGGGGGACUGGCGGGCGUGUCCCCUGGGUGUUGUACAUUUUCACCUUUUGUAUUGUGUCUUGUAUACAGCAGUGCUGGUUAUUUUAUAUUUGGGGUAAUAUUCGCCCUCUGUAUAUAUAUAUAUUCUUAUCUAUGUAUGUGCUGUGGAUAACGGCAGGAUGGAUGAAGGGGCUGCGCAGGGUUAACUGCUCCUUCCCCUUUAAUGACUGGUAAUUAGCGGGUGGCAGCUCCUGACUUCAUCCAUGACUUAUAUGUAAAGUGUUUGUACAUAGGAAUCACCUGGCUCUGUGCCCGGUCCUUGUCCUCUGAUGGGGGGAGGAAGUGGUAAAAGGUGGUCUUAAGAUCACAGAAAGACCCUCAGCCCCCACAUCAAUAAAAUAUUUAAGCAGCGAGUCUGCAUUGCGCACACAGUGAACCCCAAGUCGCCCAGUCGCCGAGCGUAAUCACUGUAUAAUGAGACAGUCUGCAGCUUUCUAAUAGACUUCUAUAUUUACUGGUUGCCAUUAAUUGACAGCAAGCAGAGGUUUUUGAAAUGCUGAGGAAUUAAAAUACAAAGUCUAUUAGGAAGAUGUAAAACAUCUCAUUUUUCAAGGAUUAAACUUUUCUUUAAUUAAGACUUGUCACCGUUCAAUAAAUGUCAUCCAUAAAUUACACAUUUAUCCCUAAGUCCUAUCUCCUCAAAAUCUUCUUCUGCUCCUAAAAGCAACACAUAAUUAACAGUCCACCUAAACUCCACCAGCAGAAUAGUGAGUGCAGCUCUGAAGUACAAUACAGGAUGUGACUCAGGAUCAGUACAGGAUAAGUAAUGUAUGUACACAGUGACUGCACCAGCAGAAUAGUGAGUGCAGCUCUG